UCUGACUUUAUGUAAAUUUUUAUAUUAUCUGAUUAAUUAAUUUCUCAAUUUGUGUUAAUAUAAGAAUGUUGAUGAACAAAAGUUAGAUGAACGAAGUAAAUAACAAUGAAUGUACAAUUUUUAAUUAAAAUUUGAAAACGGCCAUUUGACCGGGCUUGGUAAGGUUAAUGUUAAUUUACUUUUAGCCAUGGACAAGAUAUUUUACAAUACGAUAUUGUUAAUACGAUAUUAUGGCUGAGUCAUUUCGCGAUUAUGAUACAAUGUCGUUUACAAUCAUACUACGUCACGGACGAGAUAUCUUGUGCGUUUGCUUAUUAAAACAAAAAUUGUAAUUACAGAAAAACAGACUAACGGGACAUCUUAACGAUGGUGUAGUACGAAUAUUGUGUCGGGGGAUAACAUCGUCCGUAACAAUGAACAAACGGUAUUUUGUCGCGAAUAACUUGUCUGUGUCAUCGUGCGAAUGGUAUUGUGUCGCAACAUAUCUCGUCAAUGGUUACGAAGCGGAUAGUCAUUUAUUUGACACACUGCAUAUACUGCAUUAGAAAAAAUUUUUAAUUUGAGGAUUCUUGAAAGUAAAUGUAUGGUCUACUGGAAGAACACUAUAACAAGGUUUCCAUUCCUAUCGUGGUUUGAGUAUCGAUUUCUUGAUGACUAUAGAAGUGACAGGUGAUGUUAUUGGUGCAGAAUGUAAAUUAAAUUUUCUUUUUUACGUCAUUCAUAGAAAUAAAUUUAAUAAUAAUAUUACGAAACUGAUUUAAGAAGAUAAAGCAACAGGAUAAGAAACCAUUUCGAAAGAAUCAACAAUGUCGAGCAGUAUGUUGUUAAGCCUCUCGGAAACUUUAAAUACAUCCGAAGCUGCACUUCGUCUUCUUAUCUCCAUUCUUCUUGGAUUACCCAUCGCCCUUCUUCACAGAUAUACUUUGUACGGAAAAUGUCCAGUUUUUCAACAUAUAUUUUUUGCAACCUGUGGCGUUUUGAUUUGCUUGUGGAAUUAUGGACUCAAUAUACUUCACUCAGCAGCAGCAAUGUAUGUUACAUAUCGCGUCUUAAAACGCCUUGGUGGUUCCUCUUUAUCUGUUGUCAUUAUUUUUGUCUUCAAUAUGGCUUAUCUUCUAUGCGGAUAUUAUAUGACAAGUACAGAUGAUUAUGAUAUAAAAUGGACUAUGCCACAGUGUGUAUUAACUUUGCGAUUAAUUGGUCUUGCGUUCAAUUUGCUGGACGGUCAAAAACCCGAGGAAAAAUUGUCUGCAUCGCAGAAACAAGUGGCCUUGAAAGAACAACCAACGUUUUUAGAGAUUGCAGCAUUUGCAUAUUUUCCAGGAUCGUUUCUCGUUGGGCCACAAUUUAGCAUGAAAAGGUACUUAAACUAUGUAAAUGGACGAUAUACGAUGAUCGAUACGAAUACUUUCUCUAUGAAAGAAGAAAUUGAACUUCCUGAUUGUAUCAUUCCUGGUAUUUCUCGAAUGUUUGUCGGAUUUAUAUACUUGAUAUUCUAUCAAUUAGGGACUUCAUACAUUCCCAAUCAGUAUCUAUUGAGUGCAGAAUUCCGAGAACAGACAUUCUUGAAACGUCUUUUUACGAUUGGCUUUUGGGGUCAUUUCAAUCUGUAUAAAUAUAUUUCUUGUUGGUUAUUAGCUGAAGGGGUUUGUACAACUUUUGGUCUAACUUAUAAUGGAAAGGAUAAGAAAGGUCGUCCUCUGUGGAAUGGUUGUGAAAAUGUUAAAUUGUUAAAAUUUGAAACAGCAACUCAGUUUAAUGAUUAUAUCUUAUCAUUUAAUAUAAACACUAAUAAUUGGUGCGCUGAAUAUAUUUACAAGAGGUUGAAAUUUCUGGGAUCGAAAAUAUAUAGUCAGUUUUUCACCCUGGUUUUUCUCGCAGUUUGGCAUGGGCUUCAUUCAGGAUACUAUAUAUGCUUCUUCCUCGAGUUUAUUAUCAUGUAUGCUGAAAAAGAUUUAUCUCAAAUAUUGAAGAGACAACAGAAAUUACAAAACUUAUUAAACAAUCGUCCAGAACUUCAAAUUCUCACAUGGAUUCUUAUGCAUAUGUACACAUUUAUUUUUAUGGGUUAUUGUCUUGUUUGUUUUACAUUUUUGUCAUACCCUCGUUAUCAUCAGGUUUACUUUUCUAUUUAUUAUUGUGGUCAUAUAAUAUAUCUCUCUUAUCCACUGAUUUCACUACUUGUUAAGAUAUUUUUUCUCAAAAAACGGUCUAAAAAGCUUGAACAGUAAUGUAAAUGUAAAAAAGUUUCUGAAUAAGUUUUAUUUUUCUUUAAUGAUACUAAAUAUAAGGAAAGUGAUUGAAAUGAAAUGAUGAAGGGUACAUUGUCUUCAAAUACUGGGAUCGCACAUAAUUCGUUGAAGUACAAGAAAUAUUUAUAAACUAUUUUUGAAAAGUGCCAAUUAAGAUAAUAAAAUAUACAAUACAUUUUUUAUGAAUAGUAGAAGGUUGUAAUUUCCGUAUAAAUAGAAGAAAAUUUAUGUUUAAAUUUCCCAGAAAUGACCUAUUUAUACUUGUGGAAAUCUUUUUUUAAGAAGAAAAAGAAAUGGAAAAUUUCACUAAUCUUUAAUCUUUUAUUAAGCAAGAACUUAAUAAAUUUGCAAUGUAGGAGUAUGGUUUUUUAAUCAUACUUAAUGCUUAUAUCUUAACAUGUUCAAUUUAGGUAUUUGAGGAAACAUUUUAUUUUUGGAAAAUAUUUGUAAUUUCAUAUUGUGAUUAGUAGAUAUAAACAGAUACUUAACACUACUUAAGGAUUUAUUUUGUGUGAUAUUGUAUACUAAAUAUAAAAAAUUACACCUUCCUCGAUUAAUAGGCAGAAUUAACUUUUGAACAUGUACAAAAUAUUUUUUGUAUAAACUUUAAUACGUACAAAAUAUUUAAGAGAGCUAUUACAAAUAUCUUUAUUUUGAUUGAUGCUUUUUAAGAAAAUUAUUUCUUUUUACAAAAAGAAUUGUGCUUAGCAUCACUUUAGACAUACUUUAGGUAGUAAACACUAUUCUAAAGUUUCUGCUCUUUUAAAAACAUGAUGCAUUUAAAGAUUGAAAUACGGAAAAGUAUGAUGUAUGACUGAUGAUAGUAAAGAUAUGAUUAUAUAAAUAAAUGAAAUUAUUGUUUGUAGUAAUUUAAAAAGUUAUUAAAAUUUGUGAAAUCAAUUUUUCAUUUUCGGUUAAAUUAUAAUCAGAAUCGUAAAUGUUGCCGAUUCCACAUGAUUAAAUUAUUUAAUAUGUAUCAUCAUUGUAACCUUAUAUUGUUAAAUAUUGUUAAGUAUUUAUAACCUUUUGAGUGCCAAAGUAGAUCGAAAAAAUGUAUGUAUACGAAAAAUGUCAAAUUGUGCGAUCGCGCUCGAGUGAUUUAUGGUUGUUUGAGUAUUAUAAUCAGGUACUUACAUACUAUCCAAAUUGAAACAGGAAGAAUGAUCGCAUUAUGUAGCACUUAAGACGUUCCAUGCCAACCAAUUUUCGGUAAAAGUUGAAUUUUUUAUUAAAAUUAUUGUCCCCAUAAUGCGUGUAAACAAGUUUAUAAGUGUUAAGAUAAAGAAGUAAGUAUGUACACUAUUUGUAGUACAUGACUUGAAUGGAAAAGUUACGCGAAAAUAGUGUGGCAUGGAAACCGUCAAGCGUUUAAAAGUAUUUAUAAAUUGAUCAAUUUAAAGCCAAAUUAUUUCUUUAUCUUAAAAGAAUGAUAUUUUAAAAUAAAUUGUUUGCGUAAAUAUUGAGUUAAAACUUAAGUUUAAUUAUAAGUACAUUAAAUUUAAUUAUAAGAUUGUAGGAAAGAGUGCAUAGUAAGUUGAGUACUAAGUUCGUUUAUUUAUAAAUGCAAGAUUCGUAGUAAUUAUUGAAAUUUUCGGGUAUAAGCUGUGCUCUAAAAUAUUCCGACAUAUAUUUUAUCAAGAUAGCAGUUAGCUUUAUUACGAAUAAAAAAAGUCUACUCGAUUUCUGUCCUAUUUGGGUUUAGUGGACUUCUUGCUACAGUGAUGAUGCUAACUAAACGAAACGUCGGAAUAAUUCGUCUUAAUAAUUCUUAACAUGUUCUUCGAAAAAUGUUCGAUUGUUUCGAAAAAUGUCUAUCUCAUGAUUUCAAUGGUUAUAAUAAUUAAACAUAUCAGGUUAAGUUAAGUCCUCCAAGGAUGUAUAUGAUUGUACAUAAUUUAGUAAGUACUUCUGUAUGUAGUAUGUAUUUUGUAAUAGGUAAAGCUUUUCUGAUGAUGAGUGAGUGCAGCAUUAUUUUUGAUAUGUAAUAUUGCUUUAUUUCUGGAAAGAACAAUGUAGGUUUUUAAGAAAUAAACAAAAAUAAAAAUUUGUCACAUAUGGUAAA
This is a messenger RNA of Bombus pyrosoma, 4314 nucleotides long. It is a transcript of the gene nes, whose product is annotated as lysophospholipid acyltransferase 5. NCBI's taxonomy places the organism in Eukaryota, Metazoa, Arthropoda, Insecta, Hymenoptera, Apidae. Bases 807 to 2231 code for a protein of 474 amino acids. Gene Ontology annotation, biological process: lipid modification; phosphatidylcholine biosynthetic process. Gene Ontology annotation, molecular function: lysophospholipid acyltransferase activity; 1-acylglycerophosphocholine O-acyltransferase activity. The record is from RefSeq and is a predicted model, not a curated record. Gene Ontology annotation, cellular component: membrane. The transcript is spliced from 9 exons.